GGCAUCCCUAGUGCACAAUGAGGGUAUCAUUUAACAGUCACCAUACUGUACAAAUCCUGACACUCUAAUAAGUGAUAUGGCAGCAUACGAUAAUGAGCAAGAUCAUGUUUUCAUAUUGAAUAUUUUACUAACGUUGGCAUUUCCUGCAUAACAUCGUACCUCUGUGCUUCGCAAAUCCCUCUAUGCCUAGCCUCUCCAUGCGGACAUGUUCGUCAUGCUUUUAAGCAUCGAUGAGCGCUUUUCCGCUACAUCUAUGGAUUAGUGCACAGUGGCAAACAAACGUUUCGGUUGAUGAGAAGAACACUGAUAAUGAUGGCUCCGAAACACAGUGUGGGAUACAUUGAUGUGAACAACAGUCUUUUCCAAUUUUAUGACUAGUCUAAAAGAAGAAUAUCGAGAUAACAAGAAACUACCUUACACGCUUAAAGAACUACCUGAGAUUUCUCAAUAUCAUUGUUUUUGUUUUAUUUUGUAAAAGAAUGAUUAUUUUUUGUCAAGAUGCAAGGGUUGAUUGACUUUGUAUUUUUUUUACUGAUUUCUUUUGCGGGUUGUGGUAUGAUCUUGUGGGCCCUAACGUUUACAAGGUGCAGACAUACUAAGAAAGGGUUUUCGUGCGGUAAAAAAUACUCAAGAGACUGAAAAAAUGCUUUACGCAUCUCAAUUCAGGCGCAUGAAGACGACUAUUUGGCAUCUGAUUUUUCUCUCCGAUUUGUUGAUUCGUGUGAAAAUUGAAGAAAUGGGAGAAUAUUCGAUCUCUCAGAAUUAUAUUUAGUAGACUUGUCUGGAAGCAAAUGUGAUAAAUUAGCCAAUCUAAAGUGAUCAGUCUACUGUGACGAGUCGUGUUGCUUCACGUUAAUAAUGUUUCGCAAGGGAUAUGUUGCCGCACAGUUAUAUUAAGAGUAUUGAAUUUGAAAAAGGUACAGGUGCAAAUAUUUCUGGUGCUGAGGGUGUGCAAAUGAAAUUAGAAAGGUGGGAGAAAUAUUUACAAGAUCUUCUUUGGCUCACAUCCCUCCGAUUUAUUCGUGGGAUAUUCUGUACUAAAUUAUUUCAUGCAUACUUUAAGGUACCAAAGCAAUUCUCUCAAUCCUUAAUAGAUUUUUUGAUGCAAUGCAAAUCAGGAAUAAAGUUAACAUUAUCAUACAGGUAUCAAAUGACACAACCUCAUGUCUCGUACACAAUGGCGGAUAUUAAUUUACCCAGCUAUUCUAGAGAACAUAUAUCUGGUACUCAACAAAAAGAGUAUUUUUCCAUAAAUUCAGACAAUACUAAUAAAUGGAACUCACCUUCGACAACUCCUACUGCUAAAAGUAGCUUGUAUAAUGCAGAAUUGUCUCCAUUGCCAUCACAGCCUCGAAAUCACCCUUCACUUCCUCGGCGAACCCCCACAUCGGCUUUGAGUCUUGAAAGAAGUGUGGCGAACCACGCAAUACAACAAACACCCUACUUGUCCUAUGCGGUUGCUUCAGGAGCUACAUCAGCUACCUCACUAGUGACACCUAAACGGAAAUGUUCCCUUAAUGACAAGAUUCUGUCGGAAAGUCUUCCCCCCUCCUUCCAAAAGAGAACCAAUCUGUUAAAGAGCCUUAGGGGUGACACACCCUCCAAAAAUCCAAGCCUUUCUACAGCGCAUCAUCCUAUCGGCUUGACUGUUAAUAGCCGUUUUGUAAAGACUUCUAAAGUCGAGUCACUGCUCACAUUAUUGCCGUAUUUUGUGAAAUUACCAUGCAAUGAACAACUAUCUCAUAGAAGUCACUUUCCCAUUCGUCGCAGAGGCAAUAAAUGUAAUAUCGGAUAUAAAAGCCGCUCUACCAGUGUAUCUCUUCCAUCAUAUGAAGCACAAUUAGACAAGAAACAAAAAACCAAAACGCAUUCUCCGAAUGAAAGUUUCUGUUUGGAGCCAAAAGCUCGAGAACAACAUCGUAAUGAACGUGCUUUAUUGCAGGAAAAUUACCCAGAUCAAAUUUAUCCAUCAUCACACCUUGCGCAUGACCAAGCUUUCCAUGGUAGAAUGAACCUUAAACCAUCAUAUCAAACCUUGCCAAGUUCAUAUAAAAGCAAAGAGCAUUACAACUGUGGUCACAAAUUGAAAAUAAAGGAUGCCAAAGGAAAUAAGGAAGUUAUCCAGGCAGAUCAAAGCAGAAGUGAACCCAGUUACAACAAUAAAUAUGGCGUAGAAAAUUCUUUCCCUAGGGUGUCAAAAAAAGGAACAAAUUCAAAAAUUUCAUUGCUUAAUAGGAAUAUUUUAGAAAUCAAACAACCUUGUACCUCAUUAAAUAAAUCUUUAAUGAGAGAAAACAUAAAGACGAACAAAGAUCUGCUUGUUGAAAAACCUAUGGAUUCAAGCGCUAGAACGUGCUCUGGCUCACUCAGUAUUUCCAAAUUAACAAUAAAUUCAUACACGAAACGUAAUGUGCAUGUGGAAGAGAUGACUUUCAGUAUACGAGAAACAGAUCCUUUAUGCGGAAGAACAUUAGAUAAAAUCACUUUAGACUCAGAGCCUAGGGAAGAAAACCCAACUCACAAAAAAAGCACACAUUAUCUGCAAAGUGCAGGCACGGCAUUAGGAGGGGAUUAUCUGCACCAGGGCUAUGAAUCAAUGACUGCAUUCUUAGAUAGAGCAAGUUUAAUAACGACACUCACCCCACAACUAAAGUACCUCACCGGGGAAAGAGUAACAAUGAGCACCGUACCAUUGCUAAACUCGAUGCUGCAAGAAAACGAACGCCUCUAUCCAUUAGUAUAUUUACUGCAUCGGAAUGUCAAACUUCAACAAAGUUUGAUGGGAGAAGAGCUAAUAGAACGAAAUACAUUAGAAAUGAAAGAAAGGCAGUCACGCAAACAUCUCAUACGCGGCAUGGCGCCGCAUUUCCCGCUGACCCCCGAUCGAACGGCGCGACUGAGCUCUAGCAUGGUGCGGGGGAGGCUAUCCUCGCCGCAUACCACAGGCCGAACGGCACCUUCUAGUCGGGGAGCCCACCCUGCCCGAAUGGCGCUCGACACCCCCACUCACAGUACGAGCGAACCGGAAGAUCCCAUUCGAAAGCAAGUGGCUCCGACAUUGCACCCGCCCUCACUUUCGCUGCAUGUCUAG
Phytomonas sp. EM1 is the source of this 3091-nucleotide messenger RNA. The record is from the annotation of a GenBank genome assembly. NCBI's taxonomy places the organism in Eukaryota, Euglenozoa, Kinetoplastea, Trypanosomatida, Trypanosomatidae.